Homarus americanus (American lobster) is the source of this 2600-nucleotide messenger RNA. Its product is annotated as arrestin domain-containing protein 3-like. The transcript is spliced from 8 exons. Gene Ontology annotation, cellular component: cytoplasm. Gene Ontology annotation, biological process: protein transport. The coding region runs from base 796 to 2142 and encodes 448 amino acids. NCBI's taxonomy places the organism in Eukaryota, Metazoa, Arthropoda, Malacostraca, Decapoda, Nephropidae. The record is from RefSeq and is a predicted model, not a curated record.
ACAAAACUAAUUAUUUUAAGACAAUAAAUGACUCAAAAUGGUAAUAUAUAUGUAAUCAAAACAAGAGUAGAAUCAAAUUGUAAUGAUGAAUUUCAACUCCCCAAAACAUGUAUUUAUUUUUGUUUUCAUGUAAUGUACUUGUUCACGCUGAACCAUCGGCACGUGACCUCAUACAGUACAGGAACAGGGGUCCAUGACAAAAACGCCAGGACAAAAUCCCCACCGGACAAAAACCUCAUCUCUACUGGAACCUAACCUAACCUAACGUUAAAUGAAAUUCGUAUGAAAAUAGAAACGGGCGAUCUAACUCCCGACUGUAUUCAAUGACUGCUGUAGAAAAACUGAAUUCGUGCACGAGUGAACAAGGUUUUUAUACAGUUCGCCUCAUGGUACCACACGUCAUUAAACAGACCUGAGAGACCAGAGAUUGUGAGGUCACGGGUCCCCUGAGGUCCCAAAAAGCGAGGGCAGUAAUGGUAAGAUCUAAUAUUAAAGUGGAUUUGUAAGAAAAUUAUUGAAAACUUUAAAAGAAUUCUGUUUUAUUUUUUACUAUGUGGGGUUUUUGUCCGAGGGGAUUUUGUCUGUAUCCCCAGGAACAGUGAGUGGCAGCGCGUUAUCAACUUAAUAGCUGUUAGGGCGAAUGGUGUUACUAUUUUACGAACUCUGUUGUCCAUUACUAGUAUAGGUGGAAACUGGAGGAAGCUUGUUAGUGGCGAAGAGCAUAAAGCCAAGACUCCAUCAGUACAAUAGUGAGUUACCACGCAAUAUACCGCCACACCAACUAAAGACAUAACAAUGGGAUUUGACGAGUUCCUAGUAGUCCUCAACCCUCACCAGCCUGUGUACUUCCCCGGUCAGAAUAUUCGAGGUUACGUCAAAGUUAAAGUGUCGUCUGAGGUGUCAUGUCGAGAACUUAAAGUCACAACCAAGGGCAAAGGAGAAGUUCGUUGGUCAGAGCGGCGAGGAAAAACAACACACCAUUAUUCAUCUGAAGAAGAAUACAUGCGUCAAUCAGUGACUGUCUGGGACGGCAGAUAUAAUGAUAAUAGAAUGAUUCCAGGCGAGUAUUCAUAUCCCUUCCACUUCAUCUUGCCACACAAUAUUCCGUCGUCAUUUGAGGCAACACACGGAAAGGUUCGCUACCAGGUGAAGGUCGUGGCCGACAAACCUUGGAGCAUAGAUCAGAGUACAAAGAUAAUAUACUCCGUCAAUCACCUCUAUGAUCUCAAUUUUCAUUCACUAUCACGGAAUCCUUUGUAUAAUGAGAAAGAAAAGACAGUGUGUUGCUGCUGCUGUACCCGGGGGCCUAUAUCACUGGCGGUGUCCGCUCCACGCUCCGGCUACGUCCCUGGUGAGAACAUCAUCAUCAACGGCCAUAUACAGAACCACAGCAACUCAACCAUCAAGUACACCGAAGCCAAGAUCGUACAGAACAUUGAAUACAUUACAUCCUCGAAGACUAAGGAAGAGCAUCGCACUGUCCAGCGGGUCUACCGUCCACAAAUCUUGCCCGGGGGGAACGAUGUUUGGGCGAAUGUUCCGCUGCCCGUCCCAGCUGUGCCUGCGAGCCAACUCAAACAUUGCAACAUCAUCGACAUAAAUUAUACUUUUGUGUUUGUUGCCAAACUUGGAACAUGUAAGACCGCUGAGGUGGUAAGUGCUCUGAUAAUUGGGUCUAUCCCACUACAUGGAACUUACCCAGCAUAUGUCCCGCCAGUGAGUGCUGCUGAAGUUGGAGGAACUUCAUUGGCCACCACUGUAUCUCUACCUUAUGGGCAGUCAUUACCCAACCAACCUGCAACCUCCUUGGGAGCAUCUCCAAAUAUUGCCAGUGCUCCUCUGGCAAGUCAUGAAAUUUACAGAGAUCAUGAAGAGACUAGAAAUGAUCUUCCUCGGUAUAAUGGUGAAUUUAGGGAUGACCCGCCCCCUUACCCAAGCACCUUCAUGCCUGAUGAUUACAAAGAUAUACCUCCGCCGUCAUAUGACUCGUGUGUUUUCUCUCACGGACAAAACGGCGUCAACAGAGGACCAAGAGGCGGGACUACUGGCAGAGACAGCGAUGAUGACGAGAAUGACUUUGCCCCGCGCUAUGUUACUUACAGUAUGGGAGAGACAGUCUACCACAACUAUGGCAAUCUCUAACACCUGCUUGAUGAGGCCCAAGAUGUGUUGUGCAAUACAUUUCAACAGUCAGGUUUUACCAGAACAAAAGAAGAAAAAUAUAUAUAUAUGUACAAUUUUGUUUACCACUGCCUUAUACGUGUAUUAUUAAUAUUUUGAUUUAAUUUGCAUUGUAUAAGUGCAUUUAUUUAUGUUUGUGUGAUGUUAGAGAGAAUAUAUUAGGUAAAUUGCAUGGUAAGUAUUUAAGUAUAGGUUUAUAUAUACGGUAUAGAUAUUUAUUGCCCGUUUGUUGUAUGAUCUGCCUGUAUGUGCAUUAACAAACACCAUCAGUGGUUGGAUUAGUUUGGAAUUAUUGUCAUUGGGAAUCUUUUUUAUUAACCCUUUGCCAGGUGAGUUUUAGAGGGCCACCCCAUCUGUAGGUUAAGUACAACUUCCUGAAGCUCAAAGGAAAAAAAAAAAAUAUGUGAUGGAUCUGUAAA